Strongylocentrotus purpuratus (purple sea urchin) is the source of this 995-nucleotide messenger RNA. RefSeq lists its product as uncharacterized. The transcript is spliced from 2 exons. The coding region runs from base 251 to 802 and encodes 183 amino acids. Lineage: Eukaryota; Metazoa; Echinodermata; Echinoidea; Camarodonta; Strongylocentrotidae. The record is from RefSeq and is a predicted model, not a curated record.
CAAUCUCCAUGCAAUUACAACAUCAUCUGAUGAAGAGGAUUCCGGCACGCCUAGGAGUCGUGCGACCUCGACAGUAAGGCAAGCAAAAGCAUUGGGAGAUAUUGACACGCAUCGGUCGACUCCAGAUCGAGGCCAAAAUAGUAACCAGACUCUAAGAGGUGCUACCAGUGGUGUUGGUGCAGAGCAACACAAGCUGUACUUUGCAGACAGUGUCCCGUAUGUAAGCCUCGCUUCAAAUCUGGUCGAGGAAAUGGACAACCUCUACAUGUUCCUGCGAGAUGUGACCCUUGGGUCGACAGAUCUGAGCAAUCUCCCCACAAUCACACCUGAACCCCAAAUAGGACAGAAGUCCCAAGUCAAGUCUGGGAAGCAAUGCCUCCCUCCUGACUCCAAGUCACAAAAUAAUCGCAAGAAGAUCGUCCCAGAAGGACCUGUGAGUUUUAAAGACAUGUUCAGCCGGGCAUACAAGUGUUUAAGGAUGGUCAUUAAAGAAAGCCUUCCCUUGAUGAAACUUCGCUGGUUGGUCAUGUGUCUUCAAGCUGUGUGUGGUUCGCUCAAAGAACAAGUCUCGUGUAAACUGGCUGGUAAAGUUCGCUCUAUUAGUACUGAUGACCUGCUACCAUCCCUCAUACUCUUCCUCAUCAAGGGAAACCCAGGGGAGGUAACAGCGUUGUACCCGCAGCUGAAGUUCCUUGAGGACUAUCUUCCCGACAUUGUUGCUGCCGGCAUCAUCGGUUUCACCGUGGCUCAAUUCAGCGCAGCGUUUGCUUUUAUCAUCCAAACAGACGGUGUUGAUACCUAGGCAUAAGGUCUACCUAUUAAAAGGUGUUUGGUUUGUUGGUUUCAUUACAUGUUGCUGACUUGCUUAAAGAAAGCAUGGUUGGAGUGUUCUUCAAGAGACUUGGUAAUGAGGACUUACUUGAUUAAUGCUUUAUUAAAAGGUACUGUCAAGAGUAUAGUUCAGUAUGUGUACACACGUGUACAAACCACAAUAA